Messenger RNA from Clupea harengus (Atlantic herring), 4071 nucleotides. It is a transcript of the gene znf710b, whose product is annotated as zinc finger protein 710b. Gene Ontology annotation, cellular component: nucleus. Gene Ontology annotation, molecular function: RNA polymerase II transcription regulatory region sequence-specific DNA binding; DNA-binding transcription factor activity, RNA polymerase II-specific. The transcript has 5 exons. Bases 1 to 2256 code for a protein of 751 amino acids. NCBI's taxonomy places the organism in Eukaryota, Metazoa, Chordata, Actinopteri, Clupeiformes, Clupeidae. Gene Ontology annotation, biological process: regulation of transcription by RNA polymerase II. The record is from RefSeq and is a predicted model, not a curated record.
AUGCGUGGGCGCGCGGAGGUGGGCACUCAGACGGAGCCAGUGGUGGUGCUGUCGCUGGCGCAGGCAGCCGUGCUGGGCCUCAUCUCACAGAACGAGGUUUUUGGAGCCACCAUCGCCCCCAACGGCUUCUACACGGGCGACCCCAAAGAGUCCCCCGCACCCCCCUCCGAGAGAAUGGACUACGAGUACGCCGACCAGCUCAUCGGGGCCAACGGAGACUACCUGGGCCAGAACGGCCUAGUGGAGGACGGACACAUGCCCCCCCACCCCGACUGCGGCGACCGCAGGUGGCACGCACCCCCCCACGACGGCCCCAAGCCCCCAACAGGCCACCCUGACCCCUCUGUGUCAGGGGUGGGAGUCAAAGGUGAAGGGUCAUCUGCAGGAUCUUCACUGCCGCCUUGCGGGCACAUGAUGACUGGGAUACCUAUGGGUGACCCGGCUGGAGGGUACCGACUGGCGCACAAAGACCCUCCGCCGUCUCUGCCGCCGCACCCCCCCGGUUGUCCCGACUGCCUGCGCGAAGCCAAGAGCUCCCACACUCCGACACCACAGGGUGACCCGCACCCUCACGCUCACCCGCACGGGCAUCACCCGCACCCACACGCGCCGCCACACCCCCACCCUCACCCCCAUCCGCACAACUCCUCGCGUGACCGCGGUGGACACGGACCUCCGCCGGGGAAGAGGGGUGCAGGAGUAGCAGCGGGAGCAGGAGGAGGCGCUGGGGAGAACAGCGACGACAGGGGAGGAGAAGAGGACGGGAGGAACCGCCCCGGAGGAGGAGACGAGGAAAUUAGUGGCUACUUUCAGCACAGCGAGUCAAGGAAUGUUCUGGAACGAUCCGGGCGAGGGUGGGGGGGGGGAGGAGGAGGAGGAGGAGGCAGCAGCGGAGGCGGAUCAGGAGGAUCAGGAGGAGGUGGAGGAGCAGGAACAGGAGCAGGAGCAGGAGCAGGAGCAGGACCAGGAGGUCCUGGAACGGGUGCCCACCAUCACCACCACCACCAUCACCACCACCACCACUCGGGCCGGCGCAUCGAUCGCCUGGACAUCAACAUCCAGAUCAACGAGUCGUACUGCGUGGAUGUGGGCGAGGGGCUGCGCCGCUGGAAGUGCCGCAUGUGCGACAAGUCGUACACCUCCAAAUACAACCUGGUGACGCACAUCCUGGGCCACAACGGCAUCAAGCCGCACGCCUGCCCGCACUGCGGCAAGCUCUUCAAGCAGCCAAGCCACCUGCAGACGCACCUGCUGACUCACCAGGGCACGCGGCCGCACAAGUGCACCGUCUGCAAGAAGGCCUUCACACAGACCAGCCAUCUGAAGCGCCACAUGCUGCAGCACAGCGACGUCAAGCCCUACAGCUGCCGCUUCUGCCGCCGCGGCUUUGCCUACCCCAGCGAGCUGCGCGCCCACGAGGCCAAGCACGAGCGCGGCCGCUGCCACGUGUGCUCGCAGUGCGGCAUGGAGUUCCCCACCUACGCCCACCUUAAGCGCCACCAGGCCAGCCACCAGGGGCCCCAUGCCUUCCAGUGCGGCCAGUGCCACAAGUCCUUCCCCUACCGGAGCCAACUGCAGAGCCACAUGCUCAAGCACCAGCCGGGCCGCUCCUACGCCUGCUCCCAGUGCGGCCUGCAGUUCCAGCAGCUUUACCUGCUGCGCCAGCACGCCUUCACCCACAAGGGGAGCACGCCCAGCACGCCCAGGGUUAAGGGUCGUAAGGGCUUCAAGUGCGACGUGUGCGCUCGUGAGUUCACGCUGUCGGCCAACCUGAAGCGGCACAUGCUGAUCCACGGCAGCGUCCGGCCCUUCCAGUGCCACGUGUGCUUCAAGUCCUUCGUCCAGAAGCAGACCCUCAAGACCCACAUGAUCGUGCAUCUUCCUGUCAAACCCUUCAAGUGCAAGGUGUGUGGGAAGUCCUUUAACCGAAUGUACAACCUGCUGGGCCACAUGCAUCUGCACGCGGGCAGUAAGCCCUUCAAGUGCCCUUACUGCUCCAGCAAGUUCAACCUCAAGGGCAACCUCAGCCGUCACAUGAAGGUCAAACACGGCAUGGACGUCUCUCCGGACGGGCAUGAACCCCCACCAGAGCUAGAACCACAGGAGGACUAUGAAGAAGAGAACUUUGACUUUGCUCCUCCCGAGAAUAUGGAGAACAACGAUGCGCCCAACCUCACCAAGUUGUCCGAGGUGGCAAUCCAGGAGCUGGACUACUACAACUUCGGCAAAGACGUGGGGAACUUCAACUCAGCCUGAGAGCAGAAGAACUGCCCCCCCACCCCACCCCCACCUCAUGUCCACACAUCUCCCCCUGAGUCCCCACCCCACUCUUGACCUCUACUACGCAACACAGUCUCUCUCACACACACAUGAAUACCCACACACACACACACACAUACAAACACACACACACAAAUGAACACACAAACCUGCUGCCAGCAUUGGCGCUUACAGACCCUGUGUGAACCAGAACUCAACCCCAGGGAAUUACAGUGGGGGCUGUGGAGGGCAGCCAUCUUUGCUUUGUUUCCUCACUGCGCCGCCAUUCCGGCCCUGUUUCUGCUGAGGGACUAUGAGUCUGGACAAACACCUUUACCCGCAAGACUUUCCUGUUUCCUGCUCAGGCAGUUGAUGGACCCUCUGAAAGUGAACACAGCGCUGAGACUGUUUCAAACUGCAGUUACAUACACAGGAAGUCCUGGUUUGGUGUUCCUGCGACAUAUUAAACAAAAAAAGAAAAAACGUGCAUUUGCAUUGUGGUCAUAUUAGAAGUCAAAUAUUUAAAGGACUGUUUUCCAUCUGCCAUAAUCCACCUGUCAUGUUAUUUUGGUGAGAGAAUGCAUGUGAAAAAUGGUGUGCAAAUGUUAAGUAUGGUGUGUGUGUGUGUGUGUGUGUGUGUGUGUGUGUGUGUGUGUGUGUGUGUGUGUGUGUGUGUGUGUGUCUGUUUGACUGAGGUAAAGGAUGAGAGUGCGUUUGCUGUUUACCCCCUUUACCAAAGCUCUUGCCGUAAGCCAGAAUAUACACCUUACCCCAACAAUCAGUAACCCGACGCCACCAACUACCCACGACAACACCCGAAAACAACCAACUAUGUCUAACCCGUGUCCUGGGACCUUGCAUUGUCAGGUCCUUCGAAGCCUACUGGUUUAGCACUGUGAGCUAUCUCGGAGAAAAAAGACAGUGUACUUAACUCUAGGUCUCAAGUGUAGUAAUUUAGCUCUUCAUGGACUAACUUCCAUUGUUAGCAAGAACUUGUGAUCCUUCUCCAUUCCUUCUGGUAUCUGCUUUGUUUGAUUGCUGAGGUUGCUCUAGAAAGUUCAGAAUUCUGAUACCCGUUCAUGUUCGGUAUUUGGUCACCUGAGGGACUGUAAUUUCAAAUCAGUCCAAUUAGAAGAGAUUACAGUCCCCCCUGUUACUGAAUGCUAUUUAUUUUGCACUUUUUGAUGGAAACACACUUAUAAAUGGGGAAAAGAGGACUCAAUUCAAGUAUUUAGCCACUAACCUUCCUUUUGGCUGGUUUUCUGGUGAAGCCUUAAACCUAGUCUUGGACUUCAUUUUGUUUAUGAGAAAAGAGAUUUUUUUUUUUGUUUCUGUUGCAGCUUCCAGUAUAGACUAGCACUAGAAUUAGCGGCUAAUGGACUGAAUUGAAUUCACCCACCCUCUCUGUUCUCUUCUGAGAGACAAACUUGACCUUUGACCCUUUGUGUAAGAACUCAUCAUUUCAUCACUACUUUCUGCUCCCAACUGCCAUCUGCCCACUCUGUAGAUAGUUAAUGAGGCUUUUUUUUUUUCUUCCCAUGCUGGUUGCCAGGCCAUUCUGCCCUGCCUUUGGGUAGGAGAGGUCUGAAUGUUUGUAUGUUUGCAAAAGAAAGAAAGAAAGAAAGAGAGAGAGAAAGGAAGAGGGAGGCAGGCAGGGCGGCAGUCUGCAGCUUUGCUCUUUGGGAGAUACAUCAGUCUGUUAUUCAAACUCACAAAAUGGAUGGAUGGCUUGUCUUCUCUUUUGGUUAUGAGUAGUGCAACCGACUUUGAAAAUUCACUCCUGGUUAUUUAAUAAAGAUUCUCUAGUUCAGA